AUUGACACUGACAUUCAACUUUAUUUUGGACAAAGAAUUGUCAAAUAAACCAAAACGUAAUUAAGUAUAAAUUGUUUUCUUCAUGGUAUUUACGAAUUUGCGCUUAAAAACAAAAUGUUGACUCUCGAAGUUGUACCUGAACGUUCUUUGGGCUGUGAACAAUGGGAAUUUAUAUUAGGAAUGCACUUUUCACAAGCUGUUGCCAUCAUUCAGUCCCAAGUUGGUAUUAUUAAAGGUGUUCAAGUACUUUACAGUGAUGUAAAACCAUUAGAAGCGGAUUUAGUUAUCAACCUUCCACAUGAUGGAAUUAGACUGUUUUUCGACCCAGUUUCCCAGAGACUUAAAAUUAUCGAAAUAUAUUCAAUGAAAUUUGUUAAGCUGAAAUAUUGUGGAUUAGAAUUUAAUUCCCCAGAGAUUUUGCCUUCUAUAGAACAAAUCGAACAUUCCUUUGGAGCCACUCAUCCCGGUGUUUACGAUUCAGAGAAACAACUGUUUAUGUUAAAUUUUAGAGGACUCUCUUUCUAUUUUCCCGUAGAGUCCAAGUUUCAGUGUGGUAGUACACACAACUUGGGUUCCUUACAGUUUCCAGCAGGUAGUUCUCCAUUGGUAUCUCGUCUUGCUAUCUACAGUGGUGCUGGUGUCGAGCAGGCGUUUGCUCCAGAAUUACCAUUAACCUGUUACUAUGGUCAACUGUAUCUCAAGAAAGCCUCCGUGCUACGCGGAGAGUCUUAUACUAGAGGAAUAAAACUCCAAUUAUUAUCAGGAAUACUUACACCUUGGCCCAUAACAGGAUCCCACAACAGAUUACCGGAUUCUAUAAGGCAGGAAUUCGAAAAAGAAGUUUUACUCGGACAGUCUGCGCAAGAAAUCGCCACAGCCUUAGGAGCCCCAUCAAAAGUAUUUUUUAAGAGUGAAGAUAAAAUGAGGAUACAUAGCCCGAACGCCCAUCGCAAAAUUACUGCCAUUAGGAGCGAUUAUUUUUUCAAUUAUUUCACCUUAGGACUGGAUAUUCUAUUCGACGCGAAUACGAACACGGCGAAGAAGAUAGUGCUGCAUACGAAUUAUCCCGGUCAUUACAACUUCAACAUGUACAUGAGGUGUGAAUUCGAGCUCACGUUAAAGAACGUCGAAAUCAGUGGAUACACUCACUGGAACGAUAUUUGCACAAAACUAACGCCCAGUGAAAGGCCAGUAGUGUUGAACCGAGCAAGUUCAACCAAUACCACUAAUCCUUUUGGAAGCACACUGUGUUACGGGUAUCAAGAUAUCAUUUUUGAGGUGAUGCCAAACCACUACAUAGCAUCUCUAACUUUAUACGGGGAUGGUAUUCCUUAUGAAAAAGAAAGUUACCACGCGUGACAGAGGCUAUCCGCCACUUACCUCGUACUCACAAACAGGUACUGGCAGCCUCACCUUAUUUAUAAAUGUAUUAAGGCUUAAACCUUUCAUCAGAUAUUUUGCCUAAUUGUAACCGUUUGGGAGAUCAUUAGUCUAAUUUUAAACUGUUCACUUUUCGUACUCUUAUUCUGUUUUUAUAAGACCUACUUGUUUUGUUGUUUAUGUAAGAAUGUACGUAUGUUAAUUUUUUCCGUUCUGCCAGUGUUGUGAGAUUUUGACAGAAACGUUUAAGUAUAUAGGUAUGUUCCUUUGUUUUGUGGUGUAACACGAGUUCUGAAAAAGUGUAAAAGUGCUAACUACAUUAAGUCGUUCCUUAUCAAGGUGUAGUGAUAUACCACUCUGUUCCAUUGAAAAGUGUAGCAAAAAUGUGUGACACUAGUGUAGAUAAAUCGAUGAUACUAUAAAUAACAUGUUAUUUAUAGUAUCAUGGAUAAAUCUAUACCUGCUUUUGAGAGGGUGACGAUCUACACUCGUCUUGCGCAGCAUCAUCCAACCGAGUUUGACAACUGUGUAACUGUCAGAGGUGUUUAUUUACAAAAGAUAUUUUUUCUUUUGAAUUUAAUUUAACAUUAAAAGCUUUAAAAAGCGUUUAAUAAUUUUAAAACGUACCUACAAAUUUUAAUUUGGUUUAAUUUUUUAUUUCGUUGUUUCUAACCUGACCAAAAUAACCUGACUUGUUAUAUGGUUAUGACCAUAUUAUGGUUAUAAUAGGGCAUUCCAACAUGCUGUCAAAAUUAAAUCAAUAUAAACUUAAAUAAUAUUCUAUCAGUUCUUAAUGUGUUUUAGAUCAUUUUAGUUGCGUUUCUUUGUAAUUUUGUUUUGUACAAGGAUUACUUUAACAUUUUCACUGGAAGAAUUAAUUUAAAAAGACAAUAUGCCUAAUUUCUGUUGUGUUUUGAAGUGUGGAAUACGAAGUAAUCAUGAUAAAGUUCAGUUUUCUAUCUGUUGCCAUCAGUGCUACAUUUUAAGCAUAAAACAACUAAAUAAUUUAUCAUUUGAGAGACAAAAACAUUGGUUAAAUGUUAUAAAACGUGCUAUAAAAAUGCUAAAUAACUGUGUCCAUGUUACUUACGCUUGGAAAACUGUCUCCACCAUAGGUUAACUCGGACUCCUCGAGGGAGAAUGGACUUAUAUUAUUUAUUUUGCCAAUCUUUUGCUUGUACCUACUAGCAACAUCUGUAUUGUCUACCAACAACUUUUGAAAAUAUUUAAUCAUGUUUAUUUAUUCACUGCUUAAAACUAAAUAAAGUCGUUCAAGUACUUCUACAACUAAAAACUACACAAAAUCUACAACAAAAUGUUCGGAAAAUACACCUAAAAAAUUGUUAACGGUAAAAAACUUAAAAAACAGUGUGGUACAAAUCAUACAAUAUUUGACUCCCAGCGGUGUCAUAAACGUCAAAAUCUUAGAAUGCCCUAUCGUAAUUCAAAAGGUUAACUGCAGUCAGAAAAAUGAAAGAUUACCCAUGAACGAUCAUAUCAAUCACUUGUUUUGUAUUUGCUCUCUUUUUCUAUAAAUAACAAACGUUUGUUAUAGAAAAAGAUAGCAAAUACAAAAUAAGUGAUUGAUGUGAUCGUUCAUGGGUAAUCUUUCAUUUUUCCGACUGUACAGUAGAACGUACCUUUGUUUAGUGGCACAUACAUGAUUUUCCUUUGACACUAGUCAGCGCUCAACUACAGUACUAGCUAGUACUCAACUACACUCAAAACUAACGCUAAACUAGAAAACAAAGGAACAUACCUUAUAAAACAUAACUCCUGUUCUAACACGGUUAGCUAAUUAAAAUUUAAUAUUACUAAGAUUUCUGUAUAAAUGUUUUUGACAUCUCCAAAGGUUCUGGCAGAAUGGAACGAUUUGAUAAUCAGUGUUUUAAUGUGAAAGUAUUGCAGUACCUCUUAAUUUAUAUUGUAAAAGUGAAAUUUUAUUUAAUUGUUAUAGAAUGUUUGUUUCUUUCACGGAAAUAUUUUAAUAUGUUAAAGAAAAGUGAAUAGAUUAUAUUGUGUAAGUCAUAGAGAAUCGUAGGUUAGACUUUUACAGGAGAAUAUUAAUUGUCUGGUUUUAUUUUUGACGUAGUUCUAUCUAAUCCUGAAUAAAAUAAGAAGUAUAGAAUUUUAUGAUAUUUAAAAAUAUUUUUCAUUCAUAGCGUAUAAGUUUUUUCACUUAAAAAACUGAAUUCUAAACAGAAAUAACCGAUAUCCUAUCGCAGAAAGGUCCUAAUAUUAGUCUUUUAUUUAUUUAAUGUCUUGGAUCCUCUCAACUUAUGGUUUUCCCCGAAUUUCCCAUCUUAGGUUCUUAGGCUUUCCAUGUCUCCCAUCCAACCUAAUUCCUUUUUUUUGUUGUUUUUUUCUAUGUUCACCCUCUUUGUCUAAUUUCUAUUUUUCUCUUCUUGUGGGUGUUAGGAUUUGUUAGUCUUUAGUACUAAGUAAAAACGUUUAAAAUUUUAGUUAAAACUGUGAAUUCAAUUUUAAUUUAAUGUUCUUUUAAAUUUAUAUUUCUUUUCUAUGUAACUCUUUUAAUAAAAACUCCUAAUUGCAAUAAACACACGAUUCUCUAAGCACUAUAUAUUUCAGGUAAAAUAUGUAGCUUUAAAAAAUUGGAGUGGAAUAUAUUUCCACUCCAUAAAAAAGAAAAAAAUAAGACUUGGUUUAGUAGUUAUUAUAAUUCUAAUUUGUUUUGUAUAUAUUGAUUAAUAUUUCGGUGAUGAAGUGACCGUAAGCGCAUUUUUUAACAAAAUAGGGUAUAUUAAAUGUCAACAGUCAUAUUAACAAUAGUUUUUAAUACACUUUUUAACCCACGCUAGAAAAAUCAUAAUAAAAGGAAGAAGAAUAAAAAAAUAUGCUUUUAUCUAAGAAUAAAAAACUGAAAACUCUUGUUUUGUGUACACUUCCACAAAAUGUAUUACAAUUUAUUUUCACUACAGCUGUUUCCAUUAGUAUACAAGUGAUGUAUUUUUACUAUGCGUCUAGUAUAGUAGAAGAAUUUACACUGAGUAAUGGCAAUGGGUAAUUAUGUGGCCCUUAGGUAAUAGGGAACUUGCACAUUUUUUUUAUUACAUAAUAAUGUUCAGUUUUGUAUAAAAAUGAGAUUUCCAAAAUUUCACGCUUCAAAAAUUCAUAAUAACUUAGAAGUACAAAUUUAAAGUCUUCUGUAUCUUAAAAUAGUUCAAACGACCCGUGACGUCACAGAUCUUAUACACAUAGAUUUGGCCAACUCCGAAAAAUAGCGUAACGUGGAGUCGUUCGGGUCGGUCGAACGACUAUCUCUCUCUACUGUCGCUUAGCUUUCUCUAUCUGGCAUAUGAUGGCUGCCGCCUCUUUGUAACUGUCGUUCCAUUACUCCCACCUCUUGGUAGAUACGCUCACACUCGCACGACAGACAAAGAUAGCUAGACCACCGUACUUGAUAUCGACGUUACACCCCGAUGCAUUGUUUAGCAUAUCUCUAGCCAGAUCUAUUCUUGACAUAUCUCUGGGUUCCGUUUAUGGAUAUAUUUACGUAUAUUCUUCUUCUUCUUCUUUAGUUUAUUGGACUCCACCUACUUGGGUAUUUGACCAGCUCGUCGUCGGGGAAUAAAGGAAAAAUAUUUAUAUUCUAAUGACAUUUGUCGUAUGUCAUUGUAAUAAUAUAUACCAGUUUGUUGAGAUUGGAGUUUGAUACAGUUUUUGAAGGAAAGGAAAGAAGGUUUACUAUUGAAAAUAAAACCAUUUUGUAAAAGUACAAAUUUUCUAUGAAUAGUUCAAACGAUCAAAAACACUUAUAACGUCACAUAACUGUAUUUUCUACUGACAUUUAUAAUGUCUAAAUUAAAAUUAUAUAUACCAUUGGUGUAGAAUGUAAACAAACAACGGUGUGACGUCACGACGCGUUUUGGGGUGGCUGGUAUAAGUUGAAAAUUUUAGUCGUAUUUAGGGGCCAAACGAAAGACAAACACAACUUUUUUAUCUUUGAUACAGGUUCUAAAUUAUGUUCUGUUGUGAUUUAUACCAUUUUUUUCGAAUUUAAAAUUUUAUGCAAGUUCCGUAUUCGUUACACUUAUGUAGAGUUUUGCCUAUGAGCAUGACAUUAAUAAAUGCAACCAAUUUAUCAAUCACUAGUCUUAAUUAAGACUGUAAUGUCAAUUAUUCAACUAGUUGUUACAUAUGGAAGUGAAACAUGGACUCUAAAUCAGCUGAAAAUAAAUAAGCUGCUGGUAUUUGACAGGAAGGUUCCUAGAAUGAUAUUUGGCCCUCAAAGAGAUAAAUUGACAGUAGAGUGGGGAAGUUGGUGACUCUGUAUGGUACUGAAAACAUCGUCAGACAUACAAAAUAUCUAAUAUUGUUCACGGUUACUCCAUUCACAAUAAUACCUUCUGUUGUCUCCAUUAAUGUUUCCUUAAAUAGUUCCUCUGAAUGCAACUUAAAAGAAUAAAAUCGAUAGUGUACAGCCUUGCCUCACUACUCUUUUUAUAUUAAUUUCACCCGACAGUUCUUGUUCAACUUAUAUUCUUGGUACUUGAUAUCAGUAUAGAUUUGUAAUUAUUCGUAAAUCUUUAUCGACCAAUCCAACUGUUUUCCAUAUUUCUAGCAUUUUGUUAUGUCGGACCUUGUCAAGAGACUUUUCAGAAUCGAUUGCACAGCUCUAUACAUUUUGAUUUAUAUCUCGGCAUAUCGGUAUCAGUACUAAAUCCGAAUUGAGUAUUGAUAAUUCUCUCCUUAAUAGCGUGUAUAUUCUACUAUGUAUUAGAUUCAAAAUGUGACUCAUCAGAUUUUCGAUAAUCACUACAUGUCUUUGCACAAUGUUUCUUUGGUAUUGUGACAAAUGUUGACUUAGGCCCAUCAGUUGGUAAUAUGGAGUCUUAAAUUCUAUUGAAUAGACCACAGAGUGCUUUUAUUUCAUUUCCUCCCAAAAAAUUUAGACUUUAUACUACAAUCACAAUAAAGAUGCACUAGAAAUAAACAAACCAAAACACGUUGAAUGUUACUAGGAGCACUCCCAAAUCAUAAUUUACAAUGUAUAUACAUUGUAAAUUCCAAAUCCUGCUUUACAAAGUUUAUACAUUGUAAAUCAUGAUUCGGGACUGUUCCUCAGUAACAUUUAGGGCCGGUACUUUAUGUCCCGAUUAAACCUCGGUUGGCUAACCGGGGUUUAAUCGGGACAGAAAAGUACCCCAUAGGGCCUCUUGCGUUGUAAUAAAAGCAAUUAUAAUUAUUAUUAUAAUUAUUUAUGAAUAUAAUAAUAAGUAUAAUUGCGUUUAUGUCUAUGUUUUGCAUAUAUUUCUGUCCCGAUUAAACCUCGGUUAACUAACCGGCUGUUAACGGAGACAUAAAGUACCGGCCCUCAACGUGUCUUAGUUUGUUUAUUUUUAGUACAUCUUUAUUGUGAUUUUAGUAUAGUAUUCUAGGACCGACUUUAUCUUGCCUAGAGCUUUUUCAUUAUUUGUCUUUAGUCCAGGAACCGAAGCUUUUCACCUCGCAAUUUUUACAGAAUGGAUCGAUUUUCUUGAAAAUUUGAAAAUAACUAGUGGAUAGUCCAAGGAUCAAAAUCUAUAAGAUGCCGGAAGGCGCUUUUUUUAUUAUAUUUUGACCUCAAAUAUUGAUAAAAACAUUCAUUGUAAGCAAAACAUGUUCUAUACAUUUUUUUGAUAAAAUUAAUAGUUUUCCAUUUAUUCGCUAUCGAAAGUGUUAGUUUUAUAUCGAAGAAAUCAAUGUUUUUAGAUAAAUACUCAUUUACUAUUCACUCAAUUUUUGCCAUAGAAAACAUUUUUUCCAACCAAGUUCUUGGGAAUGUAAUAACCGACAAUUUCAUAUUUAAACAUUUUUUCGGAUCUCUGAUACUAAUCUUUCUAUUCUGAAAAAAAUCGCAUUUUUUACCAAACUACAAAAAUUCGUUAUUCGCUUUUAACUCCAAUUUUCUCCAAGCCAGUCAAAAUUCUAGAAUCUAUUAAUAAUAGAUAAAUAAAGAAGAAUGAAUAAGACCAAUGACUAGAAACACCGCAAACUUACAUUAUUAUGCUUACAAUUGGAUUUCUCCUUUUUUUUUUUUUUCAAAAAAAUAUAUUGAUUUUUUAACCGUAACUUUUUUAUUUUUAUCUUAGAAAGUUUGGUAAAAAAUUAUUUUGUAGAUUUUUAAAAGGUCUAUAAGGAUAUUAAUAUUAAAUCCUUUUAAAAUCCUCAGUCACAGAAAGUGGUGACUUUGAAAGGGUUGGUAAAGGUGGUUUUUGCAUGUUAUUACAAGAUUUAAUUGUCAAUAACUCACACAAUUUUUGCCGUAGAAAAAAUGUUUGCAAACCAUGUUCUUGAAAAUAAAAUAGGCUACAAUUUCAUAUUUAAACUUUUUUUCGUAUCUCUGAUGCUAAUCUUUCUAUUAUGAAGAAAAGAGCAUUUUUUUCCAAACUUCAAAAAUUCGUUAUUCGCUUGUAACUCCAUUUUUUUAAAAACUAAUCAUUCUUCUUCUUCAUGUGCCGUGCUCGAUUAUCGAACGUUGGCUAUCAAAUUGGCUAUAGUAAUUUUGUUAACGGCAGCUCGGAAAAGGGAUGCAGAGGAUCUGUUAUACCAUUCUCUCAGGUUUUUAAGCCAUGACGUUCUUCUUCGACCUGGCCCUCUUCUUCCGUCUACCUUGCCUUGUAUUAUUAAAUGGAGUAUAUUAUAUCUCUCUGGGUGUCGCAUAACAUGGCCAAAAUAUUCAAGUUUUCGAUUUUUAACUGUUCUGACGACUUCUGUGACUUUUCCCAUCCGGUGCAAAACAACUUCGUUACGAACUCUAUCCACCCAACUUAUUCGUAGGAUUCUUCGGUAUACCCAAAUUUCAAAGGCUUCCAAUUUCUUGAGAAGAGUAUCUGUUAAAGUCCAACCUUCGACACCGUACAAAAGAGUAGAGAACACAUAACAUCUCACUAAUCUAAUUUUAAGAUUCAAAGUAAUGUUGUUUCCACAUAAAAGCCGUUUCCUAACCUAACCUAAUCAUUUUAAGCCGGUCAAACUUCUAGAACCUAUUAAUAAUACAUAAAUAAAGAAGACCAUUACAAGCUCAAUUACUAAUUUUAAUUAGGGUGGUGAUUAGGGGGUUGCUUCCGAUCACAUUUUCACUGAAAAAAAUAGGGACUGACAUUCUUUUCAUUAUAAGUCACUUCAUUUUUGAGCUAGAGACUUUUUUAUAUCUGAAGAUAGAUAUUUUUAAAUACUUUAAAUUAGUUUGAACAAGUUAUCCUCGAAAAAUGCAUAGUUUUCCCGUCUUUUGACUUUGAAUCUACAAUAUUUAGCAUUUGACGAAGAAGAGCUAACAGAUAAUAAAAUAUAGCUCGAUUACUAUUGGUCUUAAAAAAAAUUAAAAAAACCCGUUUUGUUUAUUUUUUUAAAAGGUACAUUUUUGUUAGAUAAAGUUGUUUUGAUAAAACGAAAACUUUUUGAGUUAUUAGCAGAAAACUGAUUUAAAACAUUGAUUUUUUCGAUAUAAAACUAACACUUUCGAUAGCGAAUAAAUCGAAAACUAUUAAUUUCAUCAAAAAAAUGUAUAGAACGUUUUUUGCUUAUAAUGAAUGUUUUUACCAACUCUUGCGGUCAAAAUAUAAUAAAAAUUUCCACACCCGAGAUGGGGUGGCAGCCACCCCCAUGGUAAAAGCGCCUUUUGGCAUGAUAUAGAUUUUCAUCCUUGGACUAUCCACUACCUAUUCUCAAAUUUUCAAGCAAAUCGAUCCAUUCUGUAAAAAUUGCGAGGUUUUGUCCUAUUUUAAGCUUCAUUACUUGGACUACUUGUCCAUAAUUUCGCUCAAAAUGAAGGACGUUUAUCUUUCAUAACUAUUAUUAAAAAAAUUAUGUUAUUUUUUUCUGAAUUUUGUUCUUAAGAGGAAACAGUAGCGAUCAACAGGUAGCGAAAACGCGUUCCAAUAUUGCGGCUGUAAUUUUGAAUAUUUUUUCCAGAUAUUUGGCACACAUAUUCGUAAUAUAAUAAAGAAUGGCGGUACAGAGCCCAUUUUGAAAAAUAUAUUAAUAUGUGCAAAUUUCUCUGUAAUUAAAUACAAUAUUAAAAAAACGAGCCUGUACCGCCAUUAAGAAGAACAAAAAAAUACACUUUCUUCAAAUAAAC
Molecule: messenger RNA, 9460 nt
Organism: Diabrotica virgifera virgifera (western corn rootworm)
Lineage: Eukaryota; Metazoa; Arthropoda; Insecta; Coleoptera; Chrysomelidae
Product: PHAF1 protein CG7083
Exons: 9
Coding region: 115-1359 (414 amino acids)
Biological process (GO): Golgi to plasma membrane protein transport
Cellular component (GO): trans-Golgi network
Source: RefSeq, a predicted model, not a curated record